AUGUCAACUCACGGCGCCCUCCUCGUUUUCGGCAGCGGUCCAGGCAUUGGCCGCAAUGUCGCCGCCCUCUUCGCAGAACGCGGCUUCUCCAAGGUUGUCCUUUUAUCCAGAAACACAGAUCGUCUGAAAGAAGAUGUCGACUUCGUCAAGUCGAAAGCGUCGAGCGCUGAAGUUAUCACCGUCAAGAUCGAUCUGGCAAGCCCCGAUGCUGUCCGCAAGGCUCUUGACGAAGUUGACGAUCGCCUCGGGAACGACCCAGUGGAAGCCGUGCUAUACAAUGCAGCUCGCGUCGGCAAGAGCGAAAUGUUGAGGUUCCCAGCUGAGGACCUUCAGCAGGAUCUGCAGAUCGCCGUCAUCAGCCUAUACAUCGUGGCCCAAUGGGCUGUUCCCAAGCUCCUCGAUACAGCGAAAUCCAGUAGCUACCACGUCCCCGCCUUCCUCGUGACAAGCGGCGGUCUCUACAAGAACCCAUUCCCAAACCUCUUCUCCCUCUCAACUGGCAAAGCAGGGCAGUACAAUCUCGUGCACUCGAUGCAUAAAGAAUUCCAGCCUCAGGGCGUGCACUGCGCUCUUAUCGUGGUGGAGGGUUUCGUCAAAGAUGAUGCGAAAGUCACCACGGCGAGGCAUAUUGCGGAGAAGACGUGGGAGCUGUAUGAGCAGCCGAAAGAGAAGGGAGAUUUAGACGUGCAUAUCACUGACCCGGAUUAUGCCAAGGCGAUGGGCAUCAGGAAUGCCGGUGGAAGUUGA
Messenger RNA from Fulvia fulva, 747 nucleotides. RefSeq lists its product as uncharacterized. Lineage: Eukaryota; Fungi; Ascomycota; Dothideomycetes; Mycosphaerellales; Mycosphaerellaceae. The record is from RefSeq and is a predicted model, not a curated record. Bases 1 to 747 code for a protein of 248 amino acids. The transcript is spliced from 2 exons.